This is a messenger RNA of Arabis nemorensis, 384 nucleotides long. NCBI's taxonomy places the organism in Eukaryota, Viridiplantae, Streptophyta, Magnoliopsida, Brassicales, Brassicaceae. The record is from the annotation of a GenBank genome assembly.
AUGACACAGAGGAAACAAUGUUAUGUUGUCAUAACAGCAGUUAAUCCUAAGAUGUUUGCCGGAGAUCUAUACUUGAACACUUCACCGGCUACUCGGUUUUAUCAGCACGCUGAACCACAAGAGCUAGAGAGUGUUAGAAUAGUUGAUAUCAUAACUCGAAAUGGAUGGUACAAUAUCUCAUGCGCAAAAUGCUACAACAGUAUCAAGCCGUUGGAUGAUAAAUUGAUUUGUCGCUUUUGUGACGAUUCCAGUUUUAUCGGUGUGGUCAGGUUUCGGCUUGCAGUCAUUGUUGAUGAUGAGACGGAUCAAAGAAGAUUUGUAAUCUUUGACAGAGAUGCAAGAAAAUUGACUAACAUAUUGGCUGAAGAUUUGAUCACAUUUUAA